AUGCGAAACACUCUCAGUCUUUCAGUGGAUAUCCAGUUGAGUGAUAGUAAAAUUGUAGAAAACGGGACUGUUUGGCCGUUGCAAAUCACUGGUCGAUUCAAUGCUGUCACUAAUAUUAGCAAAAUAUCUGUGAUUUGUGUAAGAACAGGGUCAGAAAAACCAUCAAUUCAGGUUGUACUAUCUCAAUUGUCAUCGUUCACACUCAGUGAUUAUCCUGAUAGUCCACAAAUAAAAUCAAUCAGUGUAGUUAAUCAAACAGGGGACAUAGAUAAUGUAACAUUGAAAACUCCUUUAAACCCAGUAACUAAAUCAGUUCAGUUCAUAGCAGGACGUUUAUAUUUUGGUGCGAAGUAUGCAGUCAUCUUUAGUCUGAAAUUUAAUCCAUCUCUUAGCACAACCAUUGUGAAAUAUCCAGUUCUGGUCGAAAUUGUGUGCAAACCCUAUGAACGUGGUAGUCCCGUAGUGAAUAGCUGCGCAAGACAGAAGUUUUACAGGUUCAAAUCUCAUCUGCGUGUUGAACUUGACUACACUUAUCCGUCCAACUUACCUCAUUACGUUGCAAUGCGGAACUCUCUGGUACAGUUACCCGACCGUCAAGCAAACACAUUUCUAAAUGUUGGUGAUCUUUUGUUUUAUUGUGCCCGUGCGUUUAGCAUAAAAGGUUCAUUAGAUUUGGUGAGACGUUGUUUCAAGAUUAGUAAAUUGCCUGAAAGAAUUUGGUUUGAUGUCGGACCAUUUGUUGAACAGAUUAUAGCAUACACAAAUCCACUUGGCAUAUUGUUCGGUUUGGGAGCAAAUGGUGGAGGUGUAAUAAUGAGUAAGGAUUUGGGAAAAACAUGGAUAUCAAUCAACCCAUUCAUGUAUCAAAGAACUUUGAACACGUCAACUGAAAUCAUCACAGCAAGUGUCAUACCAUGGAUUUCAUUGACUGGUUCAAUUGACAAUACAUUGUUUGAGUCAUUUUGCAAGAUGCGAGUGGCUGAACAAUGGAAUGUAUGCAUCAACGCAAUUUAUGCAAAUGAACUUCUAAUGGCAAACUGGACUAACACCUGUCCAAACAUCAAACCCUUUUAACCGAUCAAUUACUUUCAGUCGGGAUACAAACUUUGUUCAAAUAUUUGUGCCUUUUUAAUGUGUUCAUUUUAUGUUGUGUGUAAUAAUGGAACAUUUAGUUAAUUUUCUAUUCCACUACUUAUCCUGCAAUUAACAUUUUUUUAAAUAAAGUACAUAUUAG
Molecule: messenger RNA, 1234 nt
Organism: Schistosoma spindalis
Lineage: Eukaryota; Metazoa; Platyhelminthes; Trematoda; Strigeidida; Schistosomatidae
Source: the annotation of a GenBank genome assembly